Colletotrichum karsti is the source of this 1539-nucleotide messenger RNA. RefSeq lists its product as uncharacterized. Gene Ontology annotation, cellular component: nucleus. The record is from RefSeq and is a predicted model, not a curated record. The coding region runs from base 1 to 1539 and encodes 512 amino acids. Gene Ontology annotation, molecular function: transcription cis-regulatory region binding; DNA-binding transcription factor activity. Lineage: Eukaryota; Fungi; Ascomycota; Sordariomycetes; Glomerellales; Glomerellaceae. Gene Ontology annotation, biological process: positive regulation of transcription by RNA polymerase II. The transcript has 8 exons.
AUGCCGUCCCCGCUCCGGCACAUACUCUGCGCCUCAAACCACCCCGUUGACGCCUUUGUCUUCGCAUAUGAAGUCGGAAGACGAGCCAAGAACACCAAUCCUCGCGCUCCCGUCGCCGGCAUCGGCAUCCCCCGAGAGCAGCAGACUAACAACGAUGCGGGUGCCAUUUCACGCACUGGUCCAAUCGGUUCGAAAGGAUCGAGCGUCUUAAAUAGCAACUAUGGCAGCGCCUCUUCGCUUCAGCAUUUCAACGCCAAUAUCCAGCACAGCGCCAUACCCGGUAUAACAGGAGGAUAUUAUGAGCGGCCAAUAUCGAUAUGGAUACCUCGAAGCAUUGAGCCUUUGCCCUCGAAGCUUCGGGAUAAUCCCAUGAACAUCCUAUACUUCCAUCAUUUCCUGAAUCAUACGGCGAAGAUUCUUGUGCCUUACGAUGAUCCAAAGUCCAAUCCUUUCCGUACAAUUCUUCCCCAGAUGGCAGUCCGUAAUGAUCAUCUUCUCAGCCUCUUAUUGGCAUAUUCCGCUUCCCACCGAGCAAGACUUCUUCGACAGAGGGAGCCCGAGAUGAGAAUAGCACUCUGGGUCCAAGACAUCUUUCCCGCUCUGCGGCGUGCCCUGGGAGAUAGAGAACAAAUUAUCUCGAACACCAGUCUAGCCACCGCAAUCAUGCUCGCCUCCCUGGAGAUCAUUUCGCCCACGGCAUUCGGCUACGAGAUACCCUGGCAGACGCACCUGAACCUCGCUCGGGAUCUUAUGCAGAGGCGGCUGGCCGAUCUCCGUCGCACCUCCUACGAUCCCGACGAAGAACGCGUCUGCUCCUUUCUGUGGAGUUGGUUCGCGUAUCUAGACGUCCUGGGCAGUCUCAGCGGCGGAGCGCCAGCGAACGAGCCGUCCAGAUCCUGGGUGCUCGAGUACGCAACCUUCACUGACGUUGAUGAUCAGUACGAGAUAGACUGCAUCAUGGGUUUCACGAACAGGUGCGUCCAGCUCCUGGCGCGUGUGUCCGAACUGGCACGACACUGCGACAUGCAGCGCAUCGGGCCUGACAGGCAGACGAGACUCGGAUGGAAUCCUUCUCCAGACUGCGUCCGCCUGGCCCGGCAGCUCGAGAGCGAGUUGAGGGAAAGCAUGGCACAGCCUUCUCGCCCCUGCAGGCAUGUGCAAAACGUCGAGGCCAGGGACAGGCAGGAGAUGGUGCUCAUGAAUGAGGCUUUCCACUUGGCCGGGCUCGUCCACUUGCACAGCAGGGUGUUCGGCAAGCUGUCCGCUCACGCGGACGUGCAGGGCCCCGUACAGAGGAUCUUCUCGUGUAUGGAGUACAUCCGAUCCGGGGGGACUGCAGAGACGGGGUUUCUGUUUCCCAUGUUCACUGCCGGGUGUAACACGCUGGACGAGGGCCAGCGGACACGGAUCCUGGGGAGAUUCAGGAGCGUGGAGAGUAACGGGAUGACCCAGGUACAUAAGGCUAGAAGAUUGAUGGAGAGGGUUUGGGUGACGGGACAAGCGUGGGAACCUCUUCUUUGCACGGAGUUCAUUGGUUGA